Symbiodinium necroappetens is the source of this 3468-nucleotide messenger RNA. Lineage: Eukaryota; Dinophyceae; Suessiales; Symbiodiniaceae. The record is from the annotation of a GenBank genome assembly.
AUGUCGCGCACCAGAUUCCUCAUGCCCUGCUGCUGCAUGCUCCUAGUUGCAGCGGUGCUUGCAUUGGCCGAUGCCUUCGUCGUGCCAUCUUCGCCACACGCAUCCUCGGCACCCAGCCGCAUCAACAAGAUCGACAGGGCUGAGCCAAUGAUUUCGAGCGAUGCAGGCGCAGUGUUCAUGUCAGUUCUGGCCGGUCUCAUCGUGGGAGUGGCCGUGCCGGCCAGCAGCUUUGCAACCUACGCAGAGAUGAAGAAGGUGGCAGAGAGACUGCAGGCAGCGCCCAGCAAGGCGGAUCGCCUGAAAGCGAGCCAGCAGCAGCUGACAGAGUACGCGAAGAAGGCCGACUACGACAGCACUGGCGUGUGCGGAUGCCAGGUGAUCAAUCCAUGUCCCACCUACGUCACGUGUGGUUGCCUCCGCCCGAAUCAGAUCCAGUCGUGCUUGGCAGCAGUUGCGACUUGCAUGCAGAACUGUCCCACCCAGUAUCCUUCGUGCGGCAUGUCGCGCUCCAGAUUCGUCACGCCCUGCUGCUGCAUGCUCCUAGUUGCAGCGGUGCUUGCAUUGGCCGAUGCCUUCGUCGUGCCAUCUUCGCCACACGCAUCCUCGCCGCGCAGCCACAUCAACAAGAUCGACAGGGCUGAGCCAAUGAUUUCGAGCGAUGCUUGCGCAGUGUUCAUGUCAGUUCUGGCCGGUCUCAUCGUGGGAGUGGCCCUGCCGGCCAGCAGCUUGGCUGGCACGGGUGGAGCGAGACCGGACUUCCAGGUGGUUCGACCAGGCUUGAUGCAAGGCAUCGAUGGAGCUUCGGCUGCAACGAAACCCGGCGAGAUCGACCAUGUCACACGCAGCAGAAGCGAGGCAUCCUAUUUCCCACAAGUUCUGGAAGAGCUGAAGCAGGAGAAGGCGAAACUGGAGGCAGCACCCAGCAAGCAGGAGCGCCUCAUACAAGACAUGCAACAGAUGCGGGAGUACGCGAAGCUGGCCGUGUUCCACACCUCUGAAGUGGCACUGGGGCAUCGCUUGAUAGACCAUGAGGACGUCCAGAUCAGAUUCCCAGCCGCCGCAUCCUCCAGGCCGCAGGUUUCCAGCGCCGAACCGGGUGAGGCGAGCUAUGACGGUCAGAGCGAGGUCUGUUGGAGGAUCCCCGUCCUGGACAAGAGUGAGCCAAACGGCAAUCUCGAGUUUGUGGCGAAGACGGACUCCGCUUCGCUGCUGCCAUUCACCUUCGAUGCUGUCAGGCGGGGUGCCACGAAGUGCCCGAUGGACAUCAUUGAGUGCUACCACAUGGAGAAGAAGGACGCUAUCGCUUUUGCGUGCGAGAAGGCAGCUCUGGCACGUUUUCUGUCACGAGGUUCCGUCCUGCUGCGCUGUGGGAAAUUUAUGCUGCACGUCCCUGGCAUUCGUGGUGUGAUGAACAUGCUCGCGGCAAUUACUCCCAGUGCCCAGCGCAGCUUUAGCGGAGUGCAGCACGCUCUUUUCACAGAUGCCUCGCUCACGUAUCGAAGCUUUUGGGCUCGAGCCUUCCAGCUCGAGCCGGUGAUGUCGGGGCCGUGGGUGUGCCCCGGCUCCGACCCGGAUGGUUGGGAGGGCACGCAACUCCACGAGGGCGACUAUGUGGAGAUUGCGUGCUACGACACCAACCAUUGCCGCCAAGGUACAGCUUUGGUGCGGCUGGAUAGGCUGGCGGAGAAGAGCAAGCGUGGACAAUGGGCCGAGGCUUCGUUUAUCGUCGUCAGCGACGAGCACCUGAGAUGGUGGUUGGACAGUGGAGAGGGCCAGGCAGAUGCCGCGAAGGCAAACGAGGUCGAGGCAAGGCAGCAGAUGAUGGAGGAGGAGGCCUUGAAGGGUCUGACAGAGCUUGAGAAGGAGAUCGGCAGAGGAGCCAGCCUGCAGCUGAUGCUGCAGGAGUACGCCCAACGAAGGACAGGGAGCAGGACGCCGCCAGUGGCCACCAACUGGACGCUGACAAUGAUGGCGCCGAAGCAGCCGCCGAUCCGCCUCCUACGGGAGAUGCGCACCCUCGCGAUGGCCCUGGACGAGAUCGCAGCAGGUCGUUACCAGUACGCGGCGGACGUGCUGGCACAGAGGCUGAAGGCACUGGAGCUGUUCCAGAGCGACGGCGGCUGGAAUCGUGCCCAGUACCUGGAGCUGCUGGACGCAGAAGGGCCCAGCCUGCUAGGUCGGGACGAGGCGGUGAUGGCGUCGAAAGAAUGGGUGGGCGAGCUUCGGAUGCGCCGCCUGCAGACCAAAGGAGGAGGAAAGGGAGAUCCCAAAGGAGACCCCAAGCGCGAGACGAAGGGGGAUCCGAAGGGACAAAGGGGGGCAAGAAAGGAAAAGGAGGCAAAAGGAAGGAACUCACUUUUGUCGGAUGGGGUCUUUGACUUUGACCUCGGGGACCUUGGUGACAGUGACGAUGAAGGCCUCCCCACGGAGAAGAACUUGAAGCCGUUCUGGGCGGAGAUUGCAAAAGGAAUCUCCAUGGAAGAGUGGAGGACGAAGAUGAAGAAGGCGAUGGAUCGAGAGCCAAAGCUUAAGUGGGUGGGCAAGCUGCUCCUCGAUGCCAUCUUGUCCUUCAAGACGGCCCUUGGAAACUUUGCUCGCGCACACGCGAACCCGGAGGAGCUGCCCCCGGGCGACGAGCCCACUUCACACCGAAGCCGUCGAGGACAGCACGGGGACUUGAUACCUAUCCACCCUGCCCUUAUUAUUCAAGGCCUGGAGGGAAUCUCCACUGACAACCUCCACUGGGUCCGUCUUAUUUUGCUAGGGCUGGACUUCCUGUAUUGCUCCGCGUGGUCAAAGGCGGUUUGUGUGCCAAUGGCUCGGGCACUCACCACCAACCAGAAGGAGGCCAUCAAGCGAAUUGGGGAGCAGGUAGACCGUUUCAUUCUACGUGAGGACCGGCUCCCUCCGGCCAAGGCCGCGGCUGCAAAGUUGUGCUCUAAAAAGUUUGAUUAUAAUGGUCAGCCAGUGGAGCACAUGAGGGACCUCGUCGCCGAGAAGGUCCUGAAGGCCUGGCCGAAGGUCGGAUCCACGACGGUGGUAGACCUGAGGGACUGCCUGCCAGAGGAGCUGAGAACUGCCCUUGAUCGGCCACGGGACUUCUUGCUGCCCGAGGCAGAGCUUCCGGAGAGGCACAGGGGGUCCAAGGUGAGGGCCUCCGAUGAGGAAUGGCACAAGAUUGUGAAAGCCGGUUACGACCGAGGAAUGUUUGUAGCUGUCGACGACCGUGAGGUGCCCCGGGACAAGCAGGGCCACCUCAUCACGAAUGGGGCCGGGGCUGUUGUGAAGAUGAAGAAGGAAGGGGGCCGAGACGUUGAAGCGCAACGCUUUAUCUCGGUUCUGUGCCCCACCAACGAUGCGAUGAGGCUGCUGCCAGGGGCCCAAAACAAGCUCCCAUACAUUGGGCAGCUUACCGCUAUUUUGGCGGAAAGGGACUCGUACCUGGUCCUUGACUCCGAGGACCUGUAG